GCCACGGAGAGAGAGAGGCAGGAGCCACUUAUUUCAUGAGUGUCCUCCUCGCGCCCACACCUCCGCGCACAAGACAGGCGACAGCAACUAAGUGCAGGCAGAACUAAGUCCAGGACUGAGAGCACAUUAUGGACCGGAGGAUCAACGUGAACGGUGGCGCCGCGGACAUUUUUCACAAAACUCUCAGCGCUAAAAUGGACCCGUUUAGGUCAGCACCGGGUUUGGACCGUGCACAGAGGGAGCGCCAGUCGCCCAUCAGCUGCUUCGACCAGACUGACCCGGACCCCAUUCAGCCCGGAGGACUGACCGGUGCGAGAGGCGGGCCACUGGGGUUGCCCACCGGUUCUCUGUGCGUAAAGUACGGGGAAAGCGCCAACAGGACGUCGGCAGCAGAAAGCAGCGGAGGGGAGCAGAGCCCGGACGAUGACAGCGACGGCAGGUGUGACAUGGUGCUGCUGAGCGACGGGCGGACAGUAAGCGCGGGCAAAGCAGAAGGAGGUAAGAAAACCAAAGAACAGAAGAUACUGAGGCUAAACAUCAAUGCCAGGGAGCGGCGACGGAUGCACGAUUUGAACGAUGCGCUGGACGAGUUGAGAGCUGUGAUCCCAUACGCGCACAGUCCGUCAGUGCGCAAACUCUCCAAAAUAGCAACUUUGCUCCUCGCCAAGAACUACAUCCUGAUGCAGGCACAGGCACUGGACGAGAUGCGGAGGCUAGUGGCGUAUCUUAACCAAGGCCAGGCCAUCUCUGCUGCCUCCAUCCCGGCCACCACUGCUCUUGCAGCGCCUGGCCUCGGCGGGUACGAGCAGCCGCCCGGUUACCCGUUUCCCACCGGAGUGCCCGCAUCCUCGUGUCCUGAUAAAUGUGCCCUUUUCAACAACUCAGCAUCCAGUCUCUGCAAACAGUGCACUGACAAGCCUUAACGCAAACACGGACGGCGCACGGACUCUUUAAGAACUCUUUUUGAAGACGCUGUCGGCCGCCCAACAGCGCGUUAGAGACUGAUGAGUAAUUUUAUAAUAUUUACUAAAUCCAUUUGUUGCCACAAUACUUGAUUGUGUACAUAGUUCGUCAUAAGUGCUGGUGUGAGCGCUGGCCGUGCAGUGGGCCUGAGAUGUCACUUCUCGCUCUGAACUGGACCUGUUCACGUGAACACCUCAUUAUCUGCUGCUUCCUCACGAUUUAGCGCUUUCUGAAACUUUUGUGAUCAAAGCCUAAACUCUUAAUUUAAAUAGUCGAAUGUCAAGAAUGAGGAAAGUGGGACAGUGGGACUAAACAACUUCAACUUA
Periophthalmus magnuspinnatus is the source of this 1289-nucleotide messenger RNA. It is a transcript of the gene bhlhe22, whose product is annotated as basic helix-loop-helix family, member e22. NCBI's taxonomy places the organism in Eukaryota, Metazoa, Chordata, Actinopteri, Gobiiformes, Gobiidae. Gene Ontology annotation, molecular function: protein dimerization activity. The record is from RefSeq and is a predicted model, not a curated record. The transcript has a single exon. The coding region runs from base 129 to 923 and encodes 264 amino acids.